UUCCCUUCUUUGGGAGCGUAGGAUCUUAACCCCUGGACCACCAGGGAAGCACUCCCCCCAUGUCCCUCUUUAUAAGCCACGUUUAUUGCCCAGCAUAGUUGCUUGUGUGUGUGUGUUUCUCACACAAGACUCUUAAUUCCCUGAACAAAGGAGAUAUUUCUUAUUCAUCCUUCUGCACACAGUAGGUGCUCAAUAAAACACGUUUCAGAGGAACAGGGGCGGUUUUUAUUGAGCGCCGACUGCGGACUCCGCACCCUUGAUGCCCACAUGUAUCCACAAGGCAACAAUACUGAAAAGCUGACAGGAGCGCUGAGUUUUACAAGCUGGCACAGAUGCCAGCGGGAUGCGAUUGGAGCUCGAAAGCUUUCAUGCUGUCUGUGCCCAUAUUUUUGCCAGAACCCCAGAACCGAGCCUGUCGCCCUGUGUCUCCCCAGAACUGCCCGAAACUCAGCCUGCCGGGACCAGCCUACCCCUGUUGCCCCCCGCCCCCCACCCCACCCCUUGCCGGCUUCUGCCAGGGGAGUGUGCAGACAGCCCCGUUCAUCCGCGAUGAGACACGAUACUGCUCGCUUUCUCCGGCAGUCACACGUCCGCAGCCAGGACCUUCCAGCUCGGUGGUUGCCUCUCCGUUUCUGACGUGCUUCUUCCCCAUGGAUCCACAACCGUAACCAUGGCGACGCGGGUGGAGGUCGGCUCCAUAAGUUCCCUGACGGGGGUGCCAGGCCUGGGCGAGCUCUCCAAGGAGGAGGCCCUGACGCGGACCUACUUCCGCCAGGCUGGCGAUGCCCCUGGGCCCCCCUCGGCACUGCUUUUGGAAGGAAAAAGCCCCCUCAGGAGCCCGGUCCGCCUGCUUCCUCUGCCAAGACUCGCCCCCAAACCCUUCUCCAAGGAGAAGGCCGCGGAUGUGACACCCUUGUGGCCCAGCCCAGCCAGGCCGUCUCCCACCGGGGGGCUCUCCCAGGACGUGGCCUCAGGGCGUCUGAACGAGAAGAUGCCGGGCCUGGCCGGGCAGGAGGCGGGGAGUGGGGACCGCCCGAGAAGCGUGUCUCUGUUUUCCAAGGCCGCCAUAUCACAGCCCACGCCAAACCCCGUGAUCUUCUUCGAAAGCACCAAAGCUGGCCCCGCUCUGGGGAAGGGGGCUUGCGAGGCCAACGCAGGCAUGUCUCAGGGACCCGCUUCCGCCCUCCGUCCUGAGGUGGCCGCUAAGCCUGCCCCGCCAGCCCGAAAGCCCGUGGGGAGCCUCCCCCGGCCAGCCUCCCUGCCUCAGGACUCCAGGCCGGUGGCUACCCCAGAGGAUACCGGCCCAAAGGAGCCUCUGUCAAAGGCCAGCAGCGUGGAGGAUGCAGCAGGCACUGCCCCGGAGCCACCCAGGCCUCGCCCAAAGAGAAGGCCUGUGUCGGCCAUCUUCACCGAGUCCAUUCAGACCCCGAAGCCAGGCCCUGGCGGGGCGGCCGCGGUGGGGAAGCUGCCCCCAACCCCUCCCGAGAAGACGUGGGUGAGGAGGCCCAGGCCUCUGUCUGUGGACCUCACGGCCCGGUUCGAGAGCAGAGAGGCCUUGGCGAGGAAGGUGGCAGAUGAGGCCACAGCAGGGCCCGCCCAGCAGCGGGGACCCGAGAGGCCGGACCCAGAACCCAGGGUGGACAGGGAGUGUCUGGUCAAAGCAGAGGCACCUCCACAUGACCCAGAUUCCGAUUUCCUGCAGGUGGCCCAGAAGAUCCAGGAACGGAAAGAGAGGCUGCUGUUCAAGCAGGGGGAGAUGGGCAGCCUCAGAACCACGGGGGGCCCGGCCAGGGUCACCCCUAUCAGUGCCCAGGGUCUCGGGGAGGAGAAAGCCAAGCUGGACAGGGAGCCAGAGAAGGCAGCCAAGGACCCCCAGUCCCCUCUGCCCAGGCCUGGAAAAGGCCAAGACACGGCUGAGGUCAGGAGCAGAGAGGCUGAUGGAGAGACCCGGGUCGGGGGAGAGCAGACCCCCCGGGGCGGCGUGAAGAAUCGCAUUGGCCUCUUUGGGGAGGAGGGCGCCUCGGCCUUGGCAGCGGGGUUUGAGUCCCCACCAGCCACCCCCGAGUCUCCAGCCGUCCCGCCGGAGCCAGAGAAAGCGGGCGUGAGCGUCCAGGAGCGGAUCAAAGGCUGGGCCACCGAGAGCUCGGAAGCAAAGCUGGAGCUCAGGAGGAGGGCGGUCCAGACACGGCCACUGUCAGCGGACCUGACCAAACUGUUUUCCAGUGCAGCUUCAAGCAAUGAAGUCAGAUAUGAAAAGUGUUUGGAGCUGAGCGGUGAGCUUCCCAGAGAACCAAGAGAAAAGCCAAAGGACAGGCAUGGUGUGGAGGGAACAUCUGUCACAAGAAGCCCCUGGAAGCCUGGCCCCCCCAGGGAGAAACCCAGACAGACAGAGCGUAAAGACAGUUCUGACCGCGUCCCUGGCGGCGCUCGGGGUGAAAGCGUGGUGGGGGCCCGGAGCCCUUCCGAGGGCACCCCAGAUGAUGAUGGAAGCUUCCAGACCGUAUGGGCCACGGUGUUCGAGAAUCACGUGGAGAAGCACACCGUGGCCGCCCCCUUGGGACGCAGUCCCUGGGCCACGACCCCCGGGGACCUGGCCGACGUCUCGGAGCCCAGAUCCAGGCUCCUUGGACCCAGAAGCUCUUUCCCGCAAACCACAGCCCUGAAGCGAGAGUGGCUGGAAGAUCCCGACCUGGAGCGAGGCGGAGGGACCGCCUUCUCCAGCGGUGAGCCCAGACAGCAUCGCGCGUUCUCCCUGCUGGGAAGGCACCCUGGGGGCGAAAAGGGCAGCCAUCACCCCUUCCUCAAGCUCCCGGAGAGCGCCCCCGCGCCCGAGAGGGUUGAGCCCAGGUACGACGUCGUGCACGCUGUCGGGGAGCGUGCGCACAGCGAGGCCGUCCCCACGGCGCCCGAGGAGAAGGCCCUGACUCUCCGCAGCGGCCGGUCUCGGCCCCCGCCAUCCCAGGAGGUCACUCAUGCCGUAACUCCCACCGACCCCAAGUGCAGGCCGGAGGGCCAGGUGGGGUCCGUCCAAAGGGCCAGUUUGAUCUGGGAAGCCCGAGGGACCCGUGAGGUCAGCGGGCCAAAGCCCGAGUUCCACCGAGAGCCUAAGGACACGCAUGGAGGCAGUUGCCCGUCACCCAGAUGGACAGGCUCGGUGGCCGUGAGCUGGCACAAAGCCGCCGUGGGGCUCAGCGAAGGGAGAAGCUCAGAGCCGAGUCCCGAGGCUGCCUCUGCAAGGACUACCCUGGAGGCCCAGCACCCGGGGACCGAAGGGGCCGGAAUCCAGCCGGGGGAGAGGGCUCCACCCCGGGGGGCACCUCCAGAGCCUCGUCCCAGGGCCAAGGAUGAAGCCGAUGACUCUCGGGUGCAGCUUCAGGCGGACAUGCCGGGGCAGACGGGGCCCCUGGCCAUGGCUGGCAGCCAAGAGCCCGAAGCCAGGAGGCGGAGGGCGAGCCCUGGCGACCAGAGGCUGGACAGAUGGAGGCGGCGGACCCUACCCCAUGACGUGAAGUUCGAUGAGUUCAGCCUCCUGCCCCCAGAGCACUCGUUCAGGGCGGAGCCGAGAAGGGACCACCUGAGCCCCACGGCCCCGGGUGCCUUAGGAAAGCCCCAGCUACUACUCCCGGGUCGGGAGGGGACCCGGCAGGGGAGCCCAGGUACGUCACUGGACCGGGUUCUUCCCAUAUCAAAGCAGGGGUCGCCUGGGGAACCCAAGGCGACUUUUUUUGCUGUGACCUAUCAGAUCCCAGACACUCAGAAAGCCAAGAGCGUGGUUAGGCCGGGGCCUGAAAACUGGACAGAAGCUUCUAGAAAAGCAGCCCCACCCCUAUCCUCUCUUUCUUACACCCCUACCUCGGUUCCUCUGAACCAUGAAGAGCUGCUGGAGACCAUGGGCGGUAAAAACCGGGCCCCGGGCAGAGAACGCGAGCACACAAGCUUUCCAAAGCCGACAGAGCAUCCGGCGUCUCUCGGGGACAGGAUUCUGGGUCCCCCCGGUGAGAGGAUCUCCGACGCUGAUGCCGUGUGGGUUCGUCGGGGCCCGGAAGGCGGCGGUGGUUUUCAGAACGGCUGGAAGGACAGCGGGAACAAGACGUCCCCUGGCGGUGCUCCCCAAACACCCCCGGCUUUCAGAAGUCCCCCGAAAGCCAGCGAGCUCCUGGUCCGAAGGACGACGGAAGCGGUCAGUGAGAUGUUCCCAGGUAAAGCCAAGGCCGGCUACAGGUCCAGCGUCCUCGAUAUCGAUGCGCUGAUGGCCGAGUAUCAGAGGCCGCCAGCCGGAAGCCCGCGGGAGGCUCAGGAGUGGAUGCCGGGAUCGCCUGCAGAGCUCAGGGGCUCGGACCCCGAGAGGCCCGGGCUGCAGGGUGAGGCGGAUCAGAGACGGAGGAGCCUAAAGGAGCGCCCCGAAGCCGAGGCUCCCCAGAGACAGGCCAGUUUUGCUGAAACCAGCCCUGUUUCCACUCCUGGCUCCGGCAAGUACCUGGCAGAGACGCCGGGGGCAGCCACGCACAAGGUCAGCUCUCCCCUCUGGGGCCCGCCCCACUGGGCUCCUCCUGAAAAGAAUACAGGGGCCUCCUCGGGUCCUGCCGCCGGCCCCCGGAAAAAAGGCCCGGGGAUCCCUGAGGAUGAGAAGAAGACCUUUGUUAGUAAACAUCAUAGCGCGAAGUGCCAGCAUCCCCCGGCUGAAUCAAAGCCUGCCACUGCCUGGGCGGAUCCAGGCAGCGGGGCCAGCGUGCAGCCCAGGUUGUCCCCCACCGACCAGAGGAAAGGGACCCCGAGGAAACCCCCGGGGAGGGGCGAGGAGAGCAGUGUGGCCCCGUGGGCCGACCACCUGCGCGACUUGGGAAGGUCACCGCUGGAUGUCAAGAGGGCCUAUUCGGAGAAAGGCCCACCUCUCAAAAUCCGAGAGGGCCUGUCCAUCAUGCAGGAAGCCAGAGAGAGGAGGCAGGAGCAGCCCAAAGGGAGGCCCAGUCUCCCCAGGGAGAGUGCGGAGGCUAGAGACACCAAGACGGGGCUCUGUCGGCAGGAGUCGGGGAAUCGAGACAGUCAAAAGGUGUCACCAAGGGACCUGGGGAGGGAGCGUGCCCUCCCUGAUAAUGAGCCUCCGCUCCGGCAGGUGAGCCCCGCAACCGCGGGCCCCCAGAGGAGCCACAGCUUCUGCAAGGACAGGAGGAGCGGGCCCUUCAUGGAUCAGCUGAAGCAGUGUUUCUCCAGGCGGACCCCCGAGGCCAAGGACACCGACACCCUCGUGCAGGAAGCCGACAGUCAGUAUGGGACGUGGCCGGACCAGCGCCAGAGCGGGGAGAGCUUGGCGCCCGAGCCCCCGUCCCCAGACAGCAGUGCCACCUCGGCGUGGAAGCAGCCCCCCAGCAGCCGCCUCUCCUCGCUGUCCUCCCAGACGGAGGUCACCUCGGCCGGGGACCAGCACGACUGUUCCAGGGAGCAGCGGAGCACCAGCGUGGACCAGUCCAGCACGGACCUGGAAUCCACUGACGGGAUGGAGGGGCUGCCCCUGCCGGACGCCUGCCCCGCAAAGAAAGUGGACGACUUCCCCUUUAUCGAUCAAACCUCAGUGCUCGACUCAAGUGCCCUCAAGACCCGGGUGCAGCUCAGCAAGAGGAGCCGCCGCCGGGCUCCCACCGCCCACUCGCUCCGGCGCAGCCGCACCAGCGAGCCGGACGGCAGGUCCGCCUGGGAGGAGGAGGCCGACAGCGCGUGGAUGUUCCGGGACUCCACAGAGGAGAAAUCCCCGAGGAAGGAAGAAUCAGACGAGGAGGAGAGGACCCCCAGGGCUGAGAGGACGCCCGUCAGCAGACCUCAGAGGAUGCCUGUGUUUCCCGGCGUGGACCCGGCUGCACUGAAGGCUCAGCUGCACAAGAGGCCAGACAGUCCCAACGAGACCCCUGGCUGGGCCCCUCAGCCCAAGACCCCCAAGUCUCCCUUCCAGCCUGGGGUGCUGGGCAGUCGCGUGCUGCCCUCCAGCAUGGAGAAGGAUGAGAGAUCGGAGGAGCCCUCUCCCCAGUGGCUGAAGGAGCUGAAAUCCAAGAAGAGACAAAGCCUGUAUGAGAAUCAAGCUUGAGCAGGGGACACCGCCACGUCUAACGAACAAGCCUUAACUGUCCGAACCCGAAGACGAGGUCCCGCUGCUGCCGUCGCUGCCUGCACAUGCCUGGUCCCUCUGGCUGGCCGGUCGGUUGUCUGUCGGUCGGGUAGAGAAGGCAUCUAAGUGCCCGCCCCCCGCAAGCUCCCCCGAUGGAUCAGGGAGGAAGGCUCACCCUUCACAAGCCUGUGCACCAUCUCCGCAGACAGCGCCUCAGGCUGGGGAAGAGACCGAACGGUCCAGAAAUGUCCAUGCUGGUGUUUUUGGUUUUGGGGGAUUUUUUUUUUUAACGUAAACAUGUGCAUUUCUACACAUUUUUAGACCCCUGCGAAGCUCCAGGAACAUGGAUAUAAAGGCUGGACCGUCUCCCCUGGGUUCUGAAUCAUGAAAACGCCUCUUGCCCCCCUCACCCCAGGACUGAUCUUUUUCAAAAGGACAUUUCCAAGGAAGAUGAAACCAUUCAUUUCCUGCUGUAACCAGUGGUCCAGGGCAGUGCCACCGGGUUGAGGGGGGCAGGGUGGUCUCGAUUGCUCCUUUGGCGAAUUCCUUCUCCCUCUCAAAGCAGUCAGCAGUCCCACCUUUAAGCACCCCCGCCGUGGUUCCUUCAAGUGUGUUUGUCCCCGCAGUGGGGCUGUGUGCAGGGCUGGCCUGUGGCCUCGUUCCUCACGCUCUGUGUGCUUCGGAAGGCGAUAAAGCAAUAAUCUCACCAACUUGCUCUGCAAUUCAGUACGUAUGUGUGUUUCACGCUGCGGAGCAGGAGGAGAGGCGUGCGAGUAUCGGAUCAUCUCAGGUGCUCUUCUCCCCGCCCCCGUCACUGUCACCCUUGUGCACAUUUCCCGGUUCCUUCCUGGAGAGCUCUGAGCUCCUGUGGGUGACCUUCGAUCCCAAGGCUUCCCAAACCGGCGGCCCCAACGGCAGUGCCUUUCCCUCCCGAGCGUCAGACCUGCCCCUGGAGUCUUUUUCUGCAAAGGCCUUUUCUGACCACGACCUGAGCUGCUGGCGUGGGAGGAGCUGCUCCCCGUUGGCCUCUGGGCGCCGGCGAACGCGGGGUCCUUGUUGUCUGCCCUCACCUCUCCUUUGUACCCACCCUCCCCGCCAGCCCCCCAGUUCUCGCUGACCAGGUGCUUUUUCUAGGUCCCAGUGCAGGAAGGGAGAGUCUUGCCGAAAGCCCGUCUCUGGAGGGGAGUCCCUCCACUCCCCCCAGCCCCCAGUCCAGGGACUCCGGACGGACCUGCUGGAUGCUGGGCGACCAAGUAUAGCCUUGCUGGCCUCUUCUUGCUUGCCAACUCUAAGCUCGUUCCCAGGGAUCUCCAAGACCUCUGGGGUCUCCAGCCACUGUCUACUCUGUCCUCUUUGUGUGUGUGUGUGGAGAUUCUCCACACCAGCUUCCUGCACCUCUCAGGCCCAAGGCUCCAGCAUACAGCCCAGAGGUGGCCGGCCCACCCGCCACGGCUGGAGUCGCCAUAAGCUUUGUGCCGACCUUGCCCGGGAGCCGCCCACCUGAGAGAAGGAUGCCUGGGCAGUUCAUAGUGCAGCCCGUGAUUGCUGAGGGCCGCUGGGCUCAGCUUGCUGAGUCUCUCUUGGAGAAAUCCAUUCUUCGCAGAUGGUCUCAAAACACGCCUCCCUCCCCCCGGCCACCCCCUCCCUCCUUCAGUCUCUGCCGUCUCCCCAGCUCUCCUUGCUCUCUUAUCUCCCUUCACCGCCUCUUCCCUCUCUUGGAGGAUGGAGAUCAAUCCUGUUGCUCUGGGUUAAGACCAACACUUGGGCCAGAGAGGGGUUAUGGCUCAGCACAGUGGACGGUGACCGAGGUGGGGUGGGGGGCCUUCCCCCCCCGAGUCCUGUUGGUCAGGCUCCGGCCACUGCACGGGCAGCGGUUGCAGCCUGCCGCCCGGCAGCCUUGUGCAUCUGUGUCCGGAGGCUUGCUCCUGCUUGACCGUCGUCUGUAUUCUCUUCGUCCCUCCAGUUUGCAGUCAGUCCAUUCUCUCUGGCCAUUUGGGGAUUUAAUCCUUUCAGGAUCCGCGUCAGUUGAUUUUUGUAUCUUAUUUUUUUAAAGACCCAGUUCACCUUUUAUUUCAGUUUGGAUGUUGUGACUUUCCAGGUCAACAGGUCCCCUUUAAAAGCCACUCCUGUGUGCUUUGACCCUGACCCCUUUUCUUGGCAACAGUCUUUCCGUCUUUCUCAAGGUGGGGAGGCACCUUGGUUCCAUCUUAGGCAGCAGGAAGUGACCUGCUGUGUUUGGUCAGCACCCACCAGGCAAAAACGCUGAGUUCUCAGUCAGUCGUGUUUCAGCCCAAGUUUACCCUAGAGGAAAGAAAAAAACCCUUGAAAACGAGACUGACCUGGUUAGACUACCUAACCUCCCACUCCCAGACUGGAAAUAAAACUCCAUUUAAUUCCUUGGUGACGAGGAUGGGCAAAGUCCACCCCUUGAAGCUGACUGCAGCAGCCGCAUCCCUCCCCCACAGAGUGGACAGUCUCGGUGGGUCAGGAGUCACCAGCUCAACGCAGGACCCCGGGACCUCCGGCUCCGGCCUCAAUCCCUACGAUGACGUCUCCAGCAACCAAUUCUCUGCUGGGAGCCUCUGCGGACAGCCAGCUGGGCCAGUGGGUUCUUUUCCUCCUCCUCUUUCUAAGCGGGGUGAGCCCUUGGCCACGCAGGGCGUUGUAUGUAUGCUGGUUUCUUGAGUUCUCCUGGAGCCGCCUUUGGAAACCCAUCUCCUUUUCAACGGACUGAAUAAUGCCUUAACCAUUCGUCUGCAGUCAAGUCACCCGCCCUCAUCGAGCCCUCCUCACCUGGGCCUUUGGUGUUCUUUCAAUGACAGUUUUAUACCGAAUGCAUCCAAAAUAAGGUGGCUAGAUAGGUGAUUUUUUAAAGUAUAAUCUCGCUCUCUCUCCCGGCUUCCCUCUCCCCACCCGCUUUGCACAUCAGCAUUUUGACAGCUGCUCUUUUGAGAAGUCCAUAUCACGUUCCCCUCUAGUCCAUGCCCCUCUUCACGCUCUCUUGCCUAAGGUAACAGAUGCCUUUGACCUGUAAAAUUCCACGGCGAGGCCUCAAGAGUCAGUGUGGUGGAAAACCCCUCAGUGCCACCUGAGAAACUCCGGAAGAGUUGUGCCCCACCUCCCCAGUGUUUAGGAUGUUGCGGGCUUUGAGCGACGCAGCCCCGACAACCUCCAGUUGCCUGGGAUUCGGGGAAAGGACAGUCAGAUGGGGAGGUAUUGCAGGGGACCAGCCAGGCCGCAUGCAUUCAGCGCUUCUUCCGUGCUUCCCAGGAAGAAGUGAGGCCAGCUCUGGGUAUUGGAAUAGACGUGGGCCCGAGGCCCUAGGCCCUCAGCCUCAGAGGCUGUGCAGGUGAUUUGGAAAACCCCGGGGCAUGGUUUCCCCGAAGGAGAGCUCAGCUGCCCUCGCCCGGUGCUGCUAACUGCCUUGUCCAUUUAUGUUUCGCUUCGUGAUGCCCACAGACUGCCCAGGAGCCAGGCAUGAUUACAGUGUUAAAGCCCCACAGACGUGUGGUCGGAUCUUCUCCAAAGUGAAACGCUGGCGUCCAGGUGACUCCUGCGUGGAAGACGGCAUCCCACCCAAGGAGAGGGCUCUCCAGGCAUCCUCCCUCCUCCUCCUCCCCCACGCCUGUGGUCCUUCCCACACCCCGCUGCCCCUUAGGACAGGAAGCCGGACGACGGCGGCCUCUGUGCGAACCAGCAUUGCAGGGUGAGGUCUGUGGGGAAGGGGGAGGAAGGCUCUUUCUGCUGGGAAUUGCCCCUCCCUCCUGUUUCAGCUGUGGCGUUGCUACAGUCAGACUGUGCCUUUCCUCUUUUGACCUGUGUUGAAACAGGAAAGUGAGAGAAAAAGAAAUCAUCAUGAUGCCAUGAUGGAGGGACCCACUCCACAUCUGGAUGGGGGUCCACCCCGGGCUCGCCCCCUUAGGGAGUGGUGGAUCUGAGUCCCGUGCUGAGAGCCGCCAGGUGCCACAGUGUUGGGAUUCUGGGCAAGGCGAGGGUCCCGAAACGCAGAACCACGUAGAAAGCCAGUAGGCACACACGUGCUGCGUCUCGGCCAGUCUCUGUCUCCUUUGCCCCCCGCCCCCAUCACCCCUCUAGAGAUCUCUUUCUUUGUCUGGGUUGGCUUCUGCAGGGAGGGGAGGGCCAGAAAGGUUCUUGGAAAGUCAGCCUUAGAUUUCUGGCAAGGUCACGCCUCAGCCCCUCCCCAUCGUCCUCUCCGAAUCCCCUUGUCACCCUCACGCCUGGCACCACACCGUCUCAUGAAUCAGCCUGGCACUUUCUUAACCAUCUCUGGUGGCGUCGUGCCUGCUUAAGAAAAAUAUAUGUAUAGUGCCAGUUGUGUGAAAGAAUGAUCUCGUUCCACACCGCCUUAUAGAUCCUGUAAAUACGGGGCUCGUAAAAGUCAUCUAUUGUGUUCGGGAAGAUAUUUUGUACUGCGUUGUUUCUUAAGUCAUAUCAGUAUGCUCCAAGCCCAUACUUCUCCUGUGACUACGAUCCCUAGAAUGCUCUGUAAGAUGGGGGGCAGUGGAGAUAUAUAUAUACCUACACCAUUGUAUUUUCCUGACCUUUCUCCUGGGUCCCUUCCUCCAAUAUCUGAGUCAUGAUCAAAAAGGAACCCGAGUCCUGCAUGCGGGGAAGUUGGAGUGUCCUGCCAGCUGGUGUCCUCGUGGUUGCCUUACAAAUUCAUGGGCUUCAGGAGGUUUGGACAGAAGGCGGUCGACCGGCACUUUAUUCAAUCCCAGAAAGGACCUCUCUAAUCAUGUGACUGAGAAUUCAUCCAGAAAAAAAAAUAAAAAAAACUAUAUUUUUAACGUCAAAACCAACGGGGCUUCCCGGACCUCUCAGAGUAUCGGAUGUCUACAAGUGCUUUUCUAUUUUGUAACUGUAAAGAGAUUUCAUACGCACAGCAGAGCAGUUGGGAGUCUGGUCGACUGCCCUAAAACACAAUGACCUUUUGCAUGUACAAAGAUGUCACAUUCAGACUCUGGAAACAGCAAAUAAAGCUUUGACGCGAGCUGCCCUGGA
This is a messenger RNA of Bubalus bubalis (water buffalo), 11119 nucleotides long. Its product is annotated as KIAA1671 ortholog. The record is from RefSeq and is a predicted model, not a curated record. The transcript is spliced from 12 exons. NCBI's taxonomy places the organism in Eukaryota, Metazoa, Chordata, Mammalia, Artiodactyla, Bovidae. Bases 671 to 6076 code for a protein of 1801 amino acids.